CCUCCCUCAUAAAUCAACAAGACAUAUGCAAAAUAGAAAAAUAUUCACUCAAUUGAGAUUACAGUAAGUCACGCUCAAACAGUCAAUCACUCGAGUUUGACUUGACUAGUCAGAUCCACAAAUCUGUUGCUAAACUCGAGCGAUACCGAGCUUCUGACGAUCUAGUGAUACCAGGAUAAACUUAUGACAGUCAAGUUUAUCAUCAUUUGUGCAGUUUGCUUGAAGCAGAGGUCCACUUUGUCAAUUUAAGGCUACAUUCCAGCGUUCCCGAGAAGCCAGCUGCGUGUCGCGUGCUGCACGCGUUUCUAAUCUGUAUCUACAAACUUGCCGUUUAUAAUCUCCAGUCAGCAAUGAAGUUAACAGCAGUUGCUUUGAUAACCAUUGCUACAUUUCUUCUUCAUUCCGUGGUGAGUCUUUCAAUGGCGCUGUAGAGUUAAUUUUAAUAUAUUUGCCACCAUUCUUUAUUCUGUGAAAACGCUUGUCAAUGCUUCCGCUUUCCUUGAUUUAUUAAGUCGACUAGCAAUACAGUUUUAUGAGAAUUCGUACGGCUUUUCCGGCCUUUUGAUUACCCAUAGACCAUAUGUUUUGUUCAGUAUUAAAACAGCCUAACCAACGAUCAGCUAUCAAAAAAGCAAGCUGUUUCAUUGUUACGUCGCAAAUCAAAACGUCAGUGUUUCAAAAAGUAAUACAAAAGUGGAUGUUGAUUUACAUCAAACAAAAUUUGCAAGCUCCUUUUUUAGAUUAAAAAGUUUCAACAGAUCAGUUUGCUUUAACAGUAUUUUCGAUUCACUAAAGAAUAACAACACAGAGAUGAGACUUGAUGAACAAAGUGCAUUAAUUGUUUAUGAUUUACCUAUAGAUUUGCAAAAGUCGACAACAGUCUUGAAUCAAAAUUAUCAACGGGGGUUUAAAUAUUUCGCUCAAUGGAUGCUGUGUUACUUGUUUAGUUGAAUCGAAACAAAGAAGGAAACUAAGGGCUGCUAUAAAGGUUCCUUGACUACUUGUGAUAUAACAACUGAAGAUGAAUUCUAUUUCUCGAAGAGCACUGAGUAAUUUUUACAGUUUUGCGAGAAAAAAAUGUCAAACGUCGAAAUUUGCAUAAGUAAUGUCUGCGGGCUGGUUAUAGAAAAUGUAUUAUGCAGAUGAAAACAGAAACGCUUUCAGAGUCUGAUUUUAGACAAAGCCCUUUUUAUUUUUCGCCGAAACUUGAAAUAAUUAAAAUUUGUCUCUCACAAUGGCCUUUCUAUAUUCAAGGUUUCUUUGCUUGCCGUUCUUUCCACACCAAGAUGAAUUUCACUUUCCAAUAUGAAAAGAAAUUUUUACGCAUUUCGAAAUUAAGUCAGCUUUUUUCAUUGAAAGAUGCUUUGUGGCCGGAAAGUCUCAUUGUCAAUAGUGUUUAGCCUUAAUCGUCCAGUAAUAUAAAUUGUGUGGGCCUAUCGAAUUAAUAAGAAGAUAGUUGCGCAACAUGUUUAAAGUAUCCAUGUAGAGUGUGUUUACUCAUGUAGUCACGUCCAGUUCCGAGUGGCAGAGUAAAAUAAAAGGAACGGUGUGUUGAAGAUUCUGGGAAAGUGCCGACCUACCCCUCCCGGCCUAAACAAACAUUUUUUCCUAAGUGAAAAGUUAGGGUUAACGUUAAAUAAGGGGAGGAGAAGGUGGGUCAGGUCCAAAUACAACAAUCACUAGUAUUCUCUAGUCUAGAAAUACGUUUUGCCUAACACUAGGGGCACCCAACGUCAAUUUUCGGAAAAUAUCUGUUCGGAAGACGAUUUGAGAGCUAGAAUUUUCGGAACAUUUGUAGUAAAAUUUCUUGCCUGCCUGCCUCUCCUACGAUUUUCGUACAUCUAAAAAAUGGUAUAAUUGCCAAUUUUUAACGCUUUUUUACCCUAAAAACGUCACCUAGAAUUUUCGGGAGCCUUAUUUCUGGCUGAAAUUUUCGAAAAGGUAAGUUUUGAUCCCUAUAAUUUUCGGAUCACUAAAUUUUAGCUAGAAAAUCCAAACAGAUGAAAAACUUUUAUGGGAUACUUGAAAUAUGCCUAUAUCUACCGUUUAAAUACUAAAAUACGUUUAACAAUGCUAUGUUUAAGUGGUUUUGAACAUAAUUCUCGUUGGGUGCCCCUGUCACAUCUUUUUUAAAUUCCUUAUCUAGGCUCACGGUGGUGCGAAGAAACGAAAGAUCAAUUUGACCAAAAAGCCACAACGUAAGUAACUUAAUAGUGACGGUCUCAGCUCAGCUCCUUGUCUAGUUAUCCCACGAUGAAAUGCCUGUAACAUAUUUUGCCGGCUUGAAACUGUUGAACGCCCGCCAUAAGCCUUUCUAAAAAUCCAGAACAUAGAAAAAGAGAACUCCGAUCCAUUGUGGCCACUUUGGAUACUUUAAAUAAACUUCGCUGUAGGAUUCUCUGUCAGAAAAAGGCUUUUUGUUUUUACAGGGUGGUGAUUAAGAAGUAAAAGGAAAUAGAAGCCCUUUUACAACUAACCGAUAACUCGAUAUGCAAGCUGAAGCCGCUAAAAAAAAGAAAGAAAGAAAAAAAGAAUUUUAGAUUUUCGCUUUCCACUUUUCUGAACUUUUUAGUUGCUUUGAUAUAAAAUUGCACUCUCAUAGGAGGGUUGUCCGCGUUUGGUUGAAGCCAUAUUUGUUUGAUGCAUAAUCCUAAAAGAGGAUGAGCUCUUUCUCUUCGAUUCCGGGCGCAUAGAAGUGCCAGGUGUAACCUGCACGCGAGCAAGCUCUGGGGGGUUUGAGGGACGGGUGAGGUGGGGUGAGGCAAACAUUUUGUCGAGGUUAACAACGUGACUUCAUACUGAGACCUGAUGGGGAGAGGCAAAAACAACUGGACUUUGAUAAUUAUUAAGUUGUCUUGUUACCAAUUGAUCACGGAUUACUUGUGACUUUAUUACAGGUUGUUCACGGAUUUGUCCUCCUGGUCGAGAAUGCCAGGUUCUCUCAGAUGGCAGCACCAAGCAAUGUGUUUGUUUGUCAAGGUGUAAGAAGAAAUAUAAACCCGUGUGCGGUACAGACGGAAAGCUGUACAACAACCACUGUGAACUGCACAGGACUGCUUGCAAAACAGGAAAAAAGAUAAGAAUUGAUUGGGAUUUUAAGUGUUUCAAAAAAGAUUACAAUCGUGAAAAAGGUAGGUUACAUGACUACCUGAGACACUGAAUAGACUUGCGAAUAUUAGUUUUUCCUCUGAAAAAAAAGAAGAUGGGAGAGUGUCCAGGUUGAAAGGUUUUUGAGUACAUUCCCGAGGGGGGGGCACUAAAGGGAAUUUUGGGUAGAGUCGGACCGCUAAAGCCUUCAAAACCUGACCCUGUUUAAGGCAAUAGACCUUAUUCAAUGACCCUGAUUCGGACUGUUUUGCUUACAGAAUUAAGACUUAAUAUUUUGAAACUAACAUGGUGGAGUUAGAUUUUUUUCCUACUGAUAAACAGUUACUGCUUAUAGACAUUCUUAGGGAGGAACAACAUUUAUAGUUCUUUAUUAUGCCUCAGUUAAAAACCACCAAUCAAAUUGUCGCCACGUGCUGAUUCAGUCUGUGCGACAGAAAGGUAUGAACUGUUUGCACUCUUCCUCAUUAAUCUGUUCUAACUUAGAACAAAUUAAUGAGGAACGCAUGAACAUCCAACUUCUUUUGAAGUCGCGGAUCGAGGUUAUCUGAACUGGAUAUUAUACUGGACCCUCGACCCUCGACUCUCGAUCACCCGAUAAAGUCGUUAUAACGAAAAUAAAGACAGUUGGCCUACUUCAAGCUAUGCAGGGUGUCGCAUUCUAACUUCUGUGCGUUGCAUUAUUAGAUUGCCCUAAGAAGCAGUUAUCGAAAAUGCAGCAGCUCAUUUUGGAAACCUUCCAAAAGGAAUUACACGGGAAAGAAGUGACGUCAAAAGUCCUGAUUGACGAGCUAUACUUCAGGUAUAACGGCGAUAGCGACGACAGCAUCAGCGGUUCUGAGCUGAAACGUCUGGUUACCGACUACCUCAUGUAUCCAAAAGUAAAAAAGCUUGUGAAAAUCUGUCACUCAAAGCAGUGGCUUAGAGCACAAGACAAGGACCAAAAUGGAGUUCUCUCCAAGGACGAAUUUUCGCGUAGUUUCGGUAAGAAAAAUUUGCUAUCUUUAUGUUCACCGAGCAUUCUAAAUUUACUUUCCCAAAUUAUAUGCUAAUUAGACGUAGUUAGAAAGGCAGCGUGGCCGAGUGGUCAGCGCGUCUGGCUGACAGUCUGGCGGGAAAAGCAGCAAAUCGUGCCGAUUAAGGUCCCAAAGAACCGUGGGAAUGCUUCAGCCUCGUAAGCGAAUACCUUCACUGACGGCAGCAAUCAUUAAAGUGAUAUGUUUUCAAUAAGUGGAAUGUGAACCCAGUGUAUCUCUUUUCUAACAAAAUUAAGACUGAAUCGGAAUAAAACCCCUUUUUUUGCUGUUUUUGCUGUUUUGACUUAGUGCGUGGGGGGAGAGCAAUCAUGCCAACAAGCAAUCAUGUAAAGAGACCUUACUGUAAGAAGGAAAAAAAAAACAACAACUUGAUUGUUUUUUUCCUACGUUUUAGCGAGCAAACCAGAAAUAAGCAUUCCGAAAAGUGAAGAAGAGCCGAUAUCUGGUUCCAAUCUCACCCUUCAAUGCCGAGCACGAGGUUACCCUGUUCCUGUUGUCACGUGGUAUAAAGACCAAAUCAAGUUAAACAAAACUGAGCAUGUGUCAGUUUUCUCUGAUGGGAAACUUUCAAUUGAAAAGCUCGCGUCAGGAGACAGUGGUGUGUACACAUGUAAGGCCUUAAAUAACAUGGGAAUGGAUAAGAAACAUGUUGAGAUCAAGGUCCAAGAACCAGUUACCCGCGACUCUUCAGUAACAAGUAAGGAAAAGAAGGAGUUGUUGAAAACAUAAAACCUGUAACACAUUCAACAGACAAAAACAAGUAAACUGGACGAUGUGACAAAUGGAUUAAAGUUUUAAUAGUAAUCAAGUCUGAUUUCUUUCGUAAAGGACCGCAAAAAAAUCAAAAUUGUUAUGUCAGCUAAGCUAUGGGUUUUUAAAAACCUUUUUUAUCCAAAAGUAAACAAAUAAUUGAUUGGCAUUUUCACGUACUUUUCACUAUAAACAGCUUUUCGCGUAACUGAUUGCCGCUCACCUGAGCUUAAAGGUAUGAUAAGAAAAGGCUGAUUUAAUAUAGAAAUCAUCUGGACGUCGUUUCUCAUUCUUUUUCAUAUGGAAACUAAGUUUACGUUCGCAUGCGGGCAAAAAUGUAUGAUUAAGUUAUAGACUGAGAAAGAAGAUUGUUUUUCUUUUUUUUUUUUUCUUAAUAGCUGUUCAAGGAGGAAACAUGUUUUACGUCUUUGCAAACGACGGCGUCUACGUCAUUAAUCCUGAAACGUCCACGACUGUCAAUCACAUUCGAGCUGAUGACGUCAUAAAUGGUACGACAAAACCCAUAUGUACAAGAAGUCAACAGAAGGCUUGCAACUGGGGUGGAGCUGUAAGCGUCAACUUAAUAUACGUAUACGUUGCUGACUUUCUGGGCCAAAGGGUUUUAGUACUGGAUAUUGCUGCACAAACGUUCGUUGAGGAAGUGCCAACAGAUUACUAUCCCUAUCAGCUAAAAUAUUUAAGGUGAGAAAAUGUAAAUCAUUCUUACAUGUUUUUUUUGGCCCUUAAGGCUGACAAGGGAAACUAAUUUUAUUUCAUUAGACAAACUGUUUGGCGCGUGUUUUCAGCCUAAUGCACGGAAGAACUUCACUGCUUUAAUAAUACCAAAUCUAUUUCUACCUUCCUUUUAUAAAUGCAUGGGAGUUUUAUUUCAUACUUUUGUCGUAGAAGCUGCUUUGAACAAUUCUUAAACUCGUUGGUCAAAUAUACAUGUAGCAUUUUCCUGCAGGCCAAACUUAUAGAUGAGGAAUAAUUUUGUCUUAAUCAAUUAUUCCUAAGUUUUCAAUUGCAAUAAAACAGCUUUGAUUUUAAGGAACAUGAGGGAAUAACCUGUAGUCGCAGAGAAAUAUGUUGAUUUUUGUAUCCACUCAGCUCGUUUAAUUUUUGCUAUUCUGAGAAGCAUUUUUUUGCCUGAUCUAAUUAAUUUAUUCUGUGUUUGUAAACUUGUUUUAUUUGGCAAAUAAAAUGGUUAGUCUUGUUGUUGUUGUUGCCGAUUGUAGUUUUAUCUUUGGUCUCUUUACAAGGUCCUUUGAUGCCGUCUGGAUUCUCAGUUGGGAAAACAGCUCUCUCGAAGUUCUCACUGAAGAUGAAGACGAUAAUGGAACACUGUCAGUGAUAAGCAAUGCCAGCAAAAUGAUUCUUCACACUGCAACCAAACCGAUGAUGAAUGGCUUCCAUGAUGCAGCUCAUGGUUUCUUUGCAGUGGAAAACUGCGAACUGACAGAAGAGAAAUAUGGUUACGUCACUCAUAUUAUGGAACCUGGCCUUCACGAAGUUGACCUGGCUACAAGGCGCUACACUAAGUUUUAUAACUUUAGCGAACAUCAGUGUUAUGGGACUUUUGACUUGGCUCUCUCUCAACCUCAUAAAUAUGCGUUUGUGCAGUGUUAUACAAAUAGAGACCUUGAUAGCAAAGCGCAGUUGGUGAUAGAUUUGAAAGAAAAUUUACUCGAAGCCAAAAGUGAGCAAUACUUUGGUACAUCAUUUGCUUCCCCGGAUGGUCGCUUUAUCAUAACAUUGAAUUAUUAUGCAAUUUUAACCCAAUACAUCGACCCGGCAGGACAAAUUUUCUUGUUUCCGGAAAUUGAGUCCAACAUUCUACUCAGCCACCUCGCCUUCUAUCCUCGCAACGCUGGGUAUGACCUGUACGUGACGUCAAAAGACCAAUCUACAAUCAUUGUGCUACACGUGGAUCAAAGAGGCAUCGACACGCUGAAGUUCAUCUCAGGUGUCGGUAAGCCUUUGCAGGAAGACUGGAUUCACACACAGCGUCCAAUCGUGAUUGGAUGUGAGGCUGGCGCCCGUUACCUAGCAACACCGGCAACAGGAGAAGACGCGGUCAUUAUUCUUGAUGCAGAGCGCAAAGAGAUGAGUGGAAAAGUUGGAGCAAUGAAAGGGGCACAAACCAUUUUGUGGGUUGGAAACCAGCAAGAAUAA
This is a messenger RNA of Porites lobata, 7067 nucleotides long. The record is from the annotation of a GenBank genome assembly. Lineage: Eukaryota; Metazoa; Cnidaria; Anthozoa; Scleractinia; Poritidae.